This is a messenger RNA of Fundulus heteroclitus (mummichog), 6293 nucleotides long. It is a transcript of the gene nalcn, whose product is annotated as sodium leak channel, non-selective. Lineage: Eukaryota; Metazoa; Chordata; Actinopteri; Cyprinodontiformes; Fundulidae. Gene Ontology annotation, biological process: transmembrane transport; monoatomic ion transport. The record is from RefSeq and is a predicted model, not a curated record. Gene Ontology annotation, molecular function: monoatomic cation channel activity. The coding region runs from base 365 to 5605 and encodes 1746 amino acids. Gene Ontology annotation, cellular component: membrane. The transcript is spliced from 46 exons.
CCGCAGCUGAUGUGAUUGCAUCCUUGCGCGCUCCCGCAGUCUCCCACACGAGCAAGCCCAGAGAACACGGCGGAUGUCAUGGACAGGGCCAGACACGGCAAAUAAGAGAAACCCUGCUCUGGAUCACCGCCCCGCUGGGACGCCCUCCUUUUCGCAUCUGUAAUCUCUCUCUGUCUGGUUGGUUCCUCCACCCCUCUGUGACCUGGGGAUGAAUGCACCAAUGAGGAGCCUCACAGUGAGUCCGCUGGUCCUCCUUCACCUCGUCCUCCUCCACAACACCUCAGUCAGUCACUCACUCACCCACUCACAGAGUGUGUCGCAUAUAUGCCUUGAUGUCAGACGUGGGUAUGCCUGAUCGCAUGUUAUGUGCAGUGCUGGAGCAAUUUCAGCUUUACUUUUCCCUUUGAUCCACUCUCUGUAUAGCACAGCAAGUCCCAGCAUGCUGAAGAGGAAACAGAGCUCCCGGGUCGAGGCCCAGCCCAUGACUGACUUUGGGCCAGAUGAAACCCUUGCAGACAGUGCUGACAUCUUCUGGAUCAACAAACCAUGGGUCCAUUCAUUGCUUCGAGCCUGUGCCAUCAUCAGUGUCAUCUCUGUCUGUAUGAACACUCCAAAGACCUUUGAGCAUUACCCUCCACUACAGUAUGUCACGUUUACCCUGGACACGUUGCUCAUGUUCCUCUACACUGCCGAGAUGAUAGCCAAGAUGCAUAUACGAGGAAUCAUCAAGGGUGACAACUCUUAUGUGAAAGACCGCUGGUGCGUGUUUGAUGGAUUCAUGGUGCUUUUUAUCUGGGUCUCCUUGGUUCUUCAGGUAUUUGAAAUAGCAAAACUUGUGGAUCAGAUGUCUCCGUGGGGAAUGUUGAGAAUACCCCGAGCGCUGAUAAUGAUCCGUGCCUUUAGAAUCUACUUCCGCUUCGAGCUCCCCCGUUCUCGCAUCACCAACAUUCUGAAACGAUCAGGGGAACAGAUCUGGAGCGUCUCAAUCUUCUUACUGUUUUUUCUCCUGCUCUACGGAAUUCUGGGUGUCCAGAUGUUUGGAACAUUCAACUUUCACUGUGUUACAAAUGAUACAAAAAGAAAUCAUGUAACAUGGAACAGCUUUGCCAUCCCUGAUACUCACUGCUCGCCCGAUGGAGAGGGCUACCAGUGCCCCCUUGGCUUCAUAUGCGUGGAUCUUGAAGACUAUGGCCUCAGCAGACAGGAGCUUGGUUACAGUGGAUUCAAUGAACUAGGCACAAGUAUCUUCACUGUGUAUGAGGCCGCAUCACAGGAGGGUUGGGUUUUUCUCAUGUACAGAGCCAUCGACAGUUUCCCGCGCUGGCGCUCCUACUUCUACUUUAUAACUCUCAUUUUUUUCUUGGCUUGGCUUGUUAAGAAUGUGUUCAUCGCUGUCAUCAUUGAGACGUUUGCUGAGAUCAGAGUGCAAUUUCAACAGAUGUGGGGGUCGAGGAGCAGUACCACCUCAACUGCUACAACACAGAUGUUCCAUGAAGACGCUGCUGGGGGAUGGCAGCUUGUUGCUGUGGAUGUCAACAAACCACAUGGUAGAGCGCCUGCUUGCCUUCAGCAAAUGAUGAGGUCCUCCUUGUUCCAUAUGUUCAUCCUCAGUAUGGUCGCUGUGGAUGUCAUUGUUGCCGCUAGCAACUAUUAUAAAGGCGAGAAUCACCGGAGACAUUAUGAUGAGUUCUACUUGGCAGAGGUUGCUUUUACUGUGCUGUUCGACCUUGAAGCUCUGCUGAAAAUUUGGUGUCUCGGCUUCACUGGCUACAUCAGCUCCUCCUUACAUAAGUUUGAAUCUCUCCUGGUGGUCGGCACCACGUUGCACAUCUACCCUGAUCUGUAUCAUUCUCAGUUCACCUACUUUCAGGUGCUACGGGUGGUGCGUCUGAUAAAAAUUUCUCCCGCUUUAGAGGACUUUGUCUAUAAGAUAUUUGGUCCAGGUAAAAAGCUAGGCAGCCUGGUGGUCUUCACAGCCAGCCUUCUUAUCGUCAUGUCAGCCAUCAGUUUGCAAAUGUUCUGCUUUGUGGAGGAGCUGGACCGCUUUACAACGUUUCCAAGGGCGUUCAUGUCCAUGUUCCAGAUCUUAACCCAGGAGGGCUGGAUAGAUGUCAUGGACCAGACUCUGGUGGCUGUAGGUCAUAUGUGGGCUCCAGUCGUAGCCAUUUACUUCAUCCUCUACCAUCUGUUUGCUACCCUGAUUCUGCUGAGUCUUUUUGUGGCUGUUAUCUUGGACAAUCUCGAGUUGGAUGAAGACCUGAAGAAGCUCAAACAGCUCAAGCAAAGUGAAGCCAACGCAGACACCAAAGAGAAGCUCCCUUUACGACUCAGGAUCUUUGAAAAGUUCCCCAACAGACCUCAGAUGGUGAAGAUCUCAAAGCUCCCGUCUGAUUUCACUGUGCCCAGAAUCAGAGAGAGUUUUAUGAAGCAGUUUAUUGAUCGUCAGCAGCAGGAUACCAGCUGUUUGUUCCGCCGUCUCCCCUCGGCUUCAUCCUCCUCCUGUGACCACUCCAAACGCUCAGCCAUCGAAGACAACAAGUAUAUUGACCAAAAGCUUCGCAGAUCAAUUUUUAGCAUUCGAGCCCGCAACCUCUUGGAGAAAGAGACGACCAUUAAUAAAAUCCUACGGGCGUGUACUAGGCAGCGGAUAUUAAGUGGAUCCUUUGAAGGCCAGCCAGCCAAAGAGCGCUCAAUACUCAGUGUGCAGCAUCACAUACGACAAGAGCGCAGAUCUCUGCGACAUGGCUCCACCAGUCAGAGGAUCAGCCGUGGGAAGUCGCUGGAAACGCUCACACAGGAUCAUUCCAGCACAGUGCGCUACCGUAAUGCUCAGAGGGAGGACAGUGAGAUCAAGAUGAUCCAAGAAAAGAAAGAACAGGCUGAAAUGAAGAGAAAAGUUCAGGAGGAGGAGCUGCGGGAGAACCAUCCUUACUUCGAUAAGCCACUUUUUAUUGUGGGUCGCGAGCAUCGCUUCAGGAACUUCUGCAGAACGAUCGUUCGGGCUCGCUUCAAUGCAUCAAAGACUGACCCAAUAACAGGAGCAGUGAAGAACACCAAAUACCAUCAGCUGUAUGAUCUUCUGGGCUUAGUCACCUACCUGGACUGGGUGAUGAUCGUGGUUACCAUCUGCUCCUGCAUCUCCAUGAUGUUUGAAUCCCCCUUCACCAGGGUCAUGCACGUCCCCACUCUGCAGAUUGGGGAGUAUGUGUUUGUGAUAUUCAUGAGCAUCGAACUCAACCUGAAGAUCAUGGCCGAUGGCCUGUUCUUCACCCCCACGGCCGUCAUCAGGGACUUCGGAGGAGUCAUGGACAUCUUCAUCUAUCUUGUGAGUCUGAUCUUUCUCUGCUGGCUUCCCACUGACGUCCCCCCCGAGUCUGGAGCUCAGCUGCUGAUGAUGCUGCGCUGCCUCCGACCGCUCCGGAUCUUCAAGCUGGUUCCUCAGAUGAGGAAGGUCGUGCGGGAGGUUCUUAAAGGAUUCAAGGAGAUUUUCCUGGUUUCCAUUCUGCUCCUGACGCUGAUGCUGGUGUUUGCAAGCUUUGGAGUUCAGCUGUUUGCCGGAAAGCUGGCCAAAUGCAACGACCCACGUAUCCUUAAACGGGAGGAUUGCUACGGCAUCUUCCGGAUAAACGUGAGUGUUUCCAGAAAUCUCAACCUGAGGCUAAAGGGUGAGGAGAAGAAGCCAGGUUUCUGGGUACCAAGAGUCUGGGCAAAUCCUCGAAAUUUUAACUUUGACAAUGUAGGAAAUGCUAUGCUGGCUCUCUUCGAAGUUCUGUCCCUCAAAGGCUGGGUAGAAGUCCGAGAUGUCAUCAUUCACCGCGUUGGACCGAUCCAUGGCAUCUACAUCCAUGUCUUUGUGUUCCUGGGAUGCAUGAUCGGCCUCACGCUGUUCGUUGGAGUUGUCAUAGCAAACUUCAAUGAGAACAAAGGUACUGCCCUGCUAACAGUGGACCAGAGGCGGUGGGAGGAUCUGAAGAGCCGACUGAAAAUAGCCCAACCGCUCCACCUGCCCCCCCGUCCAGAGAAUGGAGGUUUUCGAGCCAAGAUGUAUGACAUCACUCAGCAUCCCUUCUUCAAACGGGGCAUUGCCGUGCUGGUUUUGGCCCAGUCCGUCCUGCUGUCGGUCAAGUGGGACGUGGGUGACGGUCAAGUAACCUUUCCUCUCGCCACCAUGUCUGUAGUCUUCACUCUGAUAUUCGUACUGGAGGUGACCAUGAAGCUGAUAGCCAUGUCUCCAGCUGGCUACUGGCAGAGCCGACGGAACCGCUACGAUCUGCUGGUCACUUCUCUGGGCGUCAUUUGGAUAGUUCUGCACUUUUCCUUACUGAACGCGUAUACAUACAUGAUGGGCACGUGUGUGAUCGUCUUCAGGUUCUUCACCAUAUGUGGGAAACAUGUGACGCUGAAGAUGCUGCUGCUGACCGUGGUGGUGAGCAUGUACAAGAGCUUCUUUAUCAUCGUGGGCAUGUUCCUCCUCCUCCUGUGCUACGCUUUCGCCGGAGUGGUUCUCUUUGGAACGGUCAAAUACGGCGAGAACAUAAACCGGCAUGCCAACUUCUCCACAGCGGGCAAAGCCAUCACUGUUCUCUUCCGUAUUGUCACAGGAGAAGAUUGGAAUAAAAUCAUGCAUGACUGCAUGGUUCAGCCGCCGUUCUGCACCCCUGACAAACAUCGCUACUGGGAGACCGACUGUGGCAACUAUGCUGGAGCGUUGAUUUACUUCUGCUCGUUCUAUGUUAUAAUAGCAUACAUUAUGCUCAACCUACUUGUAGCCAUCAUUGUGGAGAACUUCUCUCUCUUCUACUCCACCGAAGAAGACCAGCUGCUGAGUUAUAAUGACCUGAGGCACUUCCAAAUCAUCUGGAACAUGGUGGAUGACAAACGAGAGGGAGUGAUCCCAACAUCCAGGGUUAAGUUUCUGCUUCGUCUGCUCAGAGGAAGGCUGGAAGUGGACCUGGACAAGGACAAGCUGCUGUUUAAGCACAUGUGCUAUGAAAUGGAGCGACUGCACAGUGGAGGAGACGUGACCUUCCACGAUGUGCUGAGCAUGCUGUCAUAUCGCUCAGUGGACAUUAGGAAGUCUCUCCAGCUGGAGGAGCUGUUGGCCAGGGAACAGCUGGAGUACACCAUUGAAGAGGAGGUCGCCAAGCAGACCAUCCGCAUGUGGCUCAAGAAAUGCCUCAAACGAAUCCGGGCGAAGCAGCAUCAGUCGUGCAGCAUCAUCCACAGCCUGAGGGAGAGCCAGCAGCAGGAGCUGAGCUCCUUCCUCAACCCUCCCAGCAUAGAGACCACGGUGCCAAGCGAAGACCACAAUGCUAACAACCCAGACAACCCCUCGCAGCCUGAGAUGAGUGGCCUCCAGCAGCUUCUGAGCCCCACGUUGUCAGACAGAGGAGGGUACAGACAGGACUCCACAGACCUGGGGAGACCACAGAGAAAGUUGGGACAGUGGCGGCUACCUGCAGGUCGAACAAGUGUCAAAUCUAUCGUUUGUAAGAUGAACCCCGUCAACGAUGAGGCUUCUUCAGGCUCCGAGGUGAAGAAGUGGUGGACCCGCCAGCUGACUGUGGAGAGCGACGAGAGCGGAGACGACCUCAUCGACAUUUAGAGAUGGGAGGACGUUCAACUGAUGUUCUUUACAGAUCAGAGGGGAUGCUUCAUUUCUCGUUUCUGUAGCGUGAUAAAUGAAAACAGUGCUGUCGCUUCCUUUUACUGCUACAUAUCUCUAAAGGGUUUGAUUAGCAGUGUGCGAAGCUUAAGGGUUGGCUCAUUGGGUGAGCAGCUACCUAGACAUGGAUUGGUGUUGGGUUCCCCAUGUGACGUCCACGACUGAGUUUUUCUAUGCAGGCGCUUCUGGGGUCAAAGACGACUGUUGACUUAGGCCAUGGCGAAUUCAAGAAACUAACCAGGAAGCUGCUGCCGUCUGUGUUUUCUACUGUUUUGUGUCAACUUUUAAAACCGUUGAAUCAGCACCAAUAACUUCUGUCCUUUGAUGUCUUUGAUUUGUCUCUGUUCUUCAUUUCUUGUAUUUCUUGGAAAUUUCUCUUGUGGUCUUCAUUUGUGAUUAAGUGUUGUUUUUCUAAUCGUCACUUUAUACAUAAGUAAAUCUCCUUGUUUUUGUUAGGACAAGAAAAGGAAAAAAAAUUACAGUUUUGACUGUGAAUGUAUUGAAAGUUACAUCAAUCUGUAUUUGUGCAUCACCAAAACAUCAACUAUUUUGUAAAUUAAUAGAAACACUUAUAUUUAUCAAGUAUCUGAUUAUUCUAUUAAAGGCCUGUUAGGCAUUUGUGAGGAAA